Messenger RNA from Lachancea thermotolerans CBS 6340, 1719 nucleotides. RefSeq names its product Mup1p (gene MUP1). Bases 1 to 1719 code for a protein of 572 amino acids. Gene Ontology annotation, biological process: amino acid transmembrane transport. The transcript has a single exon. Gene Ontology annotation, cellular component: membrane. The record is from RefSeq and is a predicted model, not a curated record. Gene Ontology annotation, molecular function: L-amino acid transmembrane transporter activity. NCBI's taxonomy places the organism in Eukaryota, Fungi, Ascomycota, Saccharomycetes, Saccharomycetales, Saccharomycetaceae.
AUGUUUCGCUCUAAGUACGCAUCUCAGUUAAACCCCUUCAGCAAGAGCGAGGGCAGGGGCCCCAGCGAGUCCAAGGCCGCUACAACGGAGUUCUCGGGCAGCGAUGAUAUCGAGCACGGCGAGCAGUUUGUCACAGAACUGGACCAGGGAUCCAAGCGGCUCGGCCUGGUGUCGUGCAUCGGGCUGAUUUGUAACCGGAUGUUGGGCACAGGUGUGUUUGCCGUGUCGUCGACGAUCUACACGCUCUGCGGGUCGGUCGGACUGGCGCUCAUUAUGUGGGCCGUGGGCGCGAUCAUCGCGCUGUCUGGCCUUUAUGUUUACAUGGAGUUUGGAACCGCGAUCCCACGUAACGGUGGCGAGAAGAACUACCUGGAACACAUUUGCGAGAAGCCACGCUUCUUUAUCACUUGCAUGUACGCGGCGUACGUGUUUUUCCUGGGCUGGGCCGCUAGUAACUCGGUCAACUCGGCAGUCAUGUUUCUGACCGCUGCAGACGUCGAAAUCACAACGUGGAAGCAACGAGGUGUCGCGGUCGCGGUCGUGUGUUUCUGUUUCCUGGUCAAUGCAAUUAACGUGCGCGUGGGUCUUCUUAUCCAGAACGUGCUUGGCAUUUUCAAGAUCGUCAUUGUGCUGUUCAUCUCUGUGACGGGUUGGGUGGCCCUAGGCGGCGGCUUGCGCGACGGUGUCAAGACCAACAACUUCCACAACGCGUUCGAGGGCACCAAGGAUGCCACGGCCUACGGUGUUGUCAAUGCACUAUACAACGUCAUCUGGUCCUUCGUCGGCUACUCCAAUGUUAACUACGCGCUGGGCGAGGUCAAAAACCCGGUGCGCACCCUUAAAAUCGCGGGCCCAACUUCCUUGAUCUUCCUGGCCAUCGUGUACAUUUUCGUCAACAUCGCCUACUUCGCUGUUGUGCCCAAGGAAAAGCUCAUUUCUUCCAAGCUGGUGCUCGCUGCUGAUUUCUUCGACAUUGUCUUCGGCGGUAGCGGCAAGAAGGCCGCCUCCGUGAUCGUGGGUCUGAGUGCCGUUGGCAAUGUCAUGUCUGUCAUUUUCUCACAGGGCAGAAUCAUUCAGCAGCUUGGCCGUGAGGGUGUCCUUCCCUUCUCGAGUUUCUUUGCCACCUCUAAGCCUUUUGACUCUCCUCUCGUUGGCCUGCUACAGCACUUCAUCGUCUGUGUCGUGACCAUCUUGGCUCCCCCUCCAGGUGACGCUUACAACUUCAUUCUAAACCUGAUCUCGUACCCUAUGAAUGUGGUGAACCUCGUCGUCAGCUCAGGUCUGCUUUGGAUAUACUGGAAACGCCGCCAAGGUAAAAUUACCUGGAAUCCCCCCAUCAAGGCAGGCGUCGUCAUCACAACCUUCUUUACACUCUCCAACCUAUAUCUGGUGGUUGCACCUUAUGUUCCUCCAACGGGCGAUCAAUCAGUCUACAACUCUCUACCUUACUGGAUUCAUUGUGUCGUUACUUGGGGCAUCUUCGCAUUUGGCGCCGCGUAUUGGGUUGUUUGGGCCUACCUGAUGCCCAAGUUCGGGAAAUACGAACUUGUUGAUACUGAAGUUAUUGGGGAUGACGGUUUCUGGAGAAAGAAGAUCACCAAACAUUACCUCGACGACGCUGAAAAUGAUGGUGAAAGCGAAAACAACAUUGUUUCUGAAACAAUCUCUAUCAAGAAUACCGCGGACUCCUCGAAAGAAUCAAACAAAGCUGGGCUUUGA